AGGUUGCCGCUGUGGAGUUUUUGUCUGGCGGAGGAGGGUGGAGGGAAAGCGCCGUCGCGGGAGGCGGCGCCGGUGGCUGCCGGGGCAGCUGGUGCCUGCCCGGGUUACCGGGACGGUCCUCUAAUCCCUGUGAUCCAGAUCAGCGGCUCUGGGGAGAGCAAAGCCAGCUCCCCCCGCCCGGUGUGCCAGCCAGCCAGCCCCGGGUUGCCCCUGCACGGGGCAUGCGAGCUCCCCGUUGUGAAAUCUUCCCGGGCGUAGCUCUGGCUUCCUCCUUGUGGCCGCUUCUGCCUGUGAAACGUGGAGGCAGUGAGGGCCAAACGCCGAGCGUCAGAGGUGGUUUCUGAGAGCGAGCUUGAAGAAACAACGUCUUGGGGACUUUGUGCUGGAUUUCGGGAGACUUCUGAGUCACGUUAGUAAAUCGAGCUUUCCUGCUGAGCGAAACAGGAAAGAAGAAACAGCUGUCUCCUGCCCCUAGACCUGCUGUUUUUGAAAAAUGCAGUGCAAAAUGUCUUAGCUGAGGUUCUGUUUUGACAUCAACCUGUGUUUUUCCAGCAUCUUGCCUCUGUAUUCAGAAGCAGAAAGCGUCAAGAUAAAGACACAAAGAUGACCGAGUUUUGGCUGAUUUCUGCUCCUGGGGAAAAAACCUGUCAACAGACAUGGGAGAAACUACAUGCAGCAACUACAAAAAAUAACAAUCUUUCUACUAAUUCAAAGUUCAAUAUUCCAGAUUUGAAGGUUGGCACACUGGAUGUUUUGGUUGGUUUGUCAGAUGAGCUGGCUAAACUGGAUGCAUUUGUGGAGGGUGUUGUAAAGAAAGUGGCCCAGUAUAUGGCUGAUGUUCUAGAAGACAGUAAAGAUAAAGUUCAGGAAAAUCUUCUGGCUAAUGGAGUUGACUUGGUCACCUAUAUAACAAGGUUCCAGUGGGAUAUGGCCAAAUACCCAAUCAAGCAAUCCUUGAAGAAUAUUUCAGAAAUUAUUGCAAAGGGAGUAAACCAGAUUGACAAUGAUCUGAAAGCAAGAGCCUCGGCAUACAAUAAUCUGAAAGGGAACCUUCAGAAUUUGGAAAGAAAGAAUGCGGGAAGCUUGCUAACCAGAAGCCUUGCCGAUAUUGUAAAGAAAGAGGACUUUGUACUUGAUUCAGAAUAUUUGGUCACGUUAUUAGUGAUUGUACCGAAGUUAAAUUAUAAUGACUGGGUUAAGCAAUAUGAAACACUAGCAGAGAUGGUUGUACCACGUUCCAGCAAUGUACUCUUCGAGGAUCAAGACAGUUAUCUUUGUAACGUCACCUUGUUCAGGAAGGCAGUGGAUGACUUCAAGCAUAAAGCCAGGGAAUUUAAAUUUAUGGUCCGUGACUUCCAGUAUAAUGAAGAAGAGAUGAAAGCGGAUAAAGAAGAAAUGAAUAGACUGUCAACUGACAAGAAGAAACAGUUUGGUCCUCUGGUUCGGUGGCUGAAAGUUAAUUUCAGUGAAGCUUUCAUUGCAUGGAUUCAUGUGAAAGCACUACGAGUUUUUGUUGAAUCUGUUUUAAGGUAUGGUUUGCCAGUUAACUUCCAGGCAAUGCUGCUUCAGCCUAAUAAGAAAACAAUGAAGAAACUGAGGGAGGUUUUGUAUGACUUAUACAAGCACCUUGACAGCAGUGCAGCAGCUAUCAUUGAUGCGACUAUGGAUAUUCCAGGCUUAAACCUCAGUCAGCAGGAGUACUACCCGUAUGUGUACUACAAGAUCGAUUGUAAUUUGCUCGAAUUCAAGUAAAAGUUCCCUAACAUGACAAUCUUCUCAGUGUUGGUGUAAACAAACAGAAGUAAGGUUGAAGUACCGUAAUACUUUUAACACUCUGCUAAUCAUAUGCUUGCUUCUUAUGUUAGGUGAGUUUAACACACAGUGGUCCAUCUCUAGACAUUUUCUUUUUAAAGAACAGUGUAGGUAAUCUGCUUUUAAUCAAUUAUGUCUGUAAAUGUAUAUUGAGAGAAUUGAAGUAUUUAUAAACAGAGUGAUUUAUUUAAGGAAAAGCUCAUUCCUCUUUCAUAUGGUGGUCUGUGUUAAUUCCAUUUACCAAUGUUUAUAAAAAAACUUGUUUACAGAAGAAUAGUGUAAAUGUUCAUGGCCAUUUUGUUCAUUUGAUUUAGUAGAUACAAUUGUGUUAAUGUUAAACUGUGAUGUAAAGUAUGUAAAAUUGGUAUGAAAUUGUGCUUUCUGAAUGGUUUAAAAUUAACAACUGAAGCACUGUAAACACAGGAAAAAAUAAAUAUACCUGUGCAAACGUGUCA
This is a messenger RNA of Haliaeetus leucocephalus (bald eagle), 2267 nucleotides long. RefSeq names its product ATPase, H+ transporting, lysosomal 42kDa, V1 subunit C1 (gene ATP6V1C1). Bases 604 to 1752 code for a protein of 382 amino acids. Gene Ontology annotation, cellular component: lysosomal membrane; vacuolar proton-transporting V-type ATPase, V1 domain. Gene Ontology annotation, molecular function: proton-transporting ATPase activity, rotational mechanism. The transcript is spliced from 13 exons. Gene Ontology annotation, biological process: proton transmembrane transport. NCBI's taxonomy places the organism in Eukaryota, Metazoa, Chordata, Aves, Accipitriformes, Accipitridae. The record is from RefSeq and is a predicted model, not a curated record.